UUCGACUCCUAGCAGAUGCCGUCCGAGAGCUGCGCAUCCCAGCGCGAGCCGAUAUGUAAGCGCGGUUCCCUUCCUCUAAUUUAAGCAGACGAAUGAAGCAGCUAGGAGCAUGUCUGAAGAUGAAAACUGUGAGGGAAGUGAGCCGACGUAUGAUACAACUGACUUUGAUGCAUCUCAGUCAGUGUCCAUAAAAGUCGAAUAUUACAGAUCAUUUGAGUACACCCUGAACUGGCCAGCGACCAUGUCUCUCCGACGACCCUCCAGACUCCAAUUCCCCCAGAAAAGUCCUGCAUCAGACGAAGAUGUGGCUCGGCCUCGCCGUCGGAGCCGGAGACGAAGGCAGCGGUUGGACGAGACCCAGGCAGAUGUGAGCGAGGAAGGUGACAUCAUCGACCUCAUCGCCAGUCACCCUUUUGCCAAGGAAGGGGCGGCGAGGAUGGCUGUUGGCACGCUCAGUUAUGGACUGGAUAAGUCAAACGACGAAAGUGGCUCUGAAAGCAGCAACAGCAGCAUAGUUUCCGGCCCGUCCACUCUGUGCUGCGAUUACAGAGACGAGUUUUACAGUGACCUUUGCUCGGCUUGCCACAAUCUCUACAAGAAGGCUAAACGUUUGAAGGCGCCGAUCAGAAGCAAACUUCUAGAUAACGAUCCCAAGUCUCUGACCUGUGACCAAUGGGUUCUGAUGAAAAGAUGGAAGCCUAAAGGACGACCUGUUGCCAGACAGAAGUCGUUAAGUCACAUUCAGCUGGAUGAUGGAAUCGUUGUGAGACGAGGAGAACAAUCCUCACCCUGUUCCAGGCCGCACAUUUUCCUCAAGAGGAACCUGAGACGGGCCAGUUCCAUGGCAGAAAAUCAGAAGAAGAAAGAGAGGAGGAGGAAGAGGACCGGUCGUUCUCAAGGUUCCCGCGUAGCUAAGCAGCAGCGUCUCCAAAACAACAGUUUGCACCAGCACACAAAUUCAAAAGGCUUGGUCGACAACCCCAACAGGAGCUUUGGCAGCGGCAGCGACCUCAGAGAUCAAAUAAGUCCAGAAACGGAGGGUUGUUCUAAGAGCGGUGUGACUGGACUCGUUCCGUCAUCAGGGGCCCGGAAGGCCCCAGCACCGGCGGCGGUCCAAGCUGCGAUGAGAGCACCGAAGAAGACGUGCGAGUUCAGAGAUCUUCUCGUUCAGCUGCGGGGGACCAGCAGCAUGAUCAUCAGAGAAACAUCCUAACAACACGGAGUCUUUAUCGAGGGCCUCUGAUUAUUUAAACUUUAUGUUUUUGAAGUGUUGUUUGAGUUUGCUAACUAAUUCUGCUGGAUUUGUUUUCCUUAAAGAAUCGUUGCAGUUCCAUCAACUUUUCGUGCUCAUUUAUUUCUUGUUUUAUUUUGCUAAAAGUAAAUUGAAAUUCCCAUGCAACUUAACUGUGAAUAAUAAAUGUAUUUAAACAUUUUUA
Molecule: messenger RNA, 1436 nt
Organism: Poeciliopsis prolifica (blackstripe livebearer)
Lineage: Eukaryota; Metazoa; Chordata; Actinopteri; Cyprinodontiformes; Poeciliidae
Exons: 6
Coding region: 110-1213 (367 amino acids)
Source: RefSeq, a predicted model, not a curated record